CGUACAAACUGUCUUUUACUUCCUAUUAAUAGCUCUCAAACUGUAAGUAUAUAACCAACGGCAAAUUCAGGAUUAAACAUUCACAGUUCCCUGUGCAAACCAACCUAACGUAUCAAAAUGGCAGCUAAGUUCUUCGUUGUUGCUUGCCUGGUGGCGGCCGCGCAGGCUAGCGCCGGCCACGACUACACCAGCUUCUCAUACGGAGUCCACGACCCCCACACUGGGGACGUGAAGAGCCAGCAUGAGACCCGCGUUGGUGACAGCGUAGUCGGCCAAUACUCUCUUUUAGAUUCUGAUGGCACAAAGCGUACUGUUGACUACGCUGCCGAUGCCCACUCUGGAUUCAACGCCGUCGUGCGCAAAGAUCCCGCGCUCGUAGCCGCCCCCGUCCUGGCCGCUCCCGUAGCGCAUGCCGCUCCCGUCCUGGCCGCUCCCGUAGCGCAUGCCGCUCCCGUCCUGGCUGCUCCCGUAGCGUAUGGCGCGCACGGCGCAGUCGCUCCUCUUGCGUACGGACAGGGUGCUCCUCUCGCGUACGGCGCCGGCCUCGCCUAUGGAGCGCACGCCGCUCCCUUGGCGUACGCUUCCCAAGGCGUAGCUCCCCUGUCUUAUGCAGCCCGCGCCGCCCCCCUCGCCUACUCCGCUCCCCUCGCCUACGGUGCUUACGGACACGGACUCCUCGGCUCCCACUUGGGAUACUCCAAGCUGUACUAAGUUUUAGAUGCUAUAUAGUAAAUUAUGACCCGCACGGGAAUAAAGAAUAUGCUGUGAUUUUGUAAAAUAUAAUAAAAAAAUAUAUACCAUUUAUGUA
Molecule: messenger RNA, 808 nt
Organism: Plodia interpunctella (Indianmeal moth)
Lineage: Eukaryota; Metazoa; Arthropoda; Insecta; Lepidoptera; Pyralidae
Product: cuticle protein 21-like
Exons: 2
Coding region: 118-711 (197 amino acids)
Cellular component (GO): extracellular matrix
Source: RefSeq, a predicted model, not a curated record